Molecule: messenger RNA, 1677 nt
Organism: Pleurotus ostreatus (oyster mushroom)
Lineage: Eukaryota; Fungi; Basidiomycota; Agaricomycetes; Agaricales; Pleurotaceae
Exons: 7
Coding region: 1-1677 (558 amino acids)
Source: RefSeq, a predicted model, not a curated record
AUGCCUCGCAAAGACCUCCUCUGUGGAUACCGCCACCCGUUCAUGGAUGCCACCCAAUUCGCAACCGGAGUCGGAGAUGAACCUAGGACACUCACCGACCUUGCUAUGUCGCAAUUCUCGUACACUUUGCGAAUGAAACCCGAAUGGUACAAUAAACAUACAGAUCCCGAAACAAGAAAGAAAUGGGCUGCAGAGGCCGCAGACCAGUCGUGGAAGGUGCGGAUCCCCGGUGGGUCUGUGGAUAUCAAACUCUCCAUGAAGCAGAUCGGGUACGUCAUGGACGAGCUAGCAGGAUAUGCUGCCCUUCGUGACGCCCGAAAUUCCUGCCAGGUCUCUUGCUUCGAGCGAAUAUGGGAAACAGGCCACGUUAUCGACGACGAAGCGUCGGCAAAACUUACGGAAGAAAUUUCAUUUCUUCGUCAUCCUGGUAAAUCAGGGCCAGUAAACUGGCUCCUUGACCCGUACCUCUGCCCGCUCAUAUAUGGCCAAACGCAAGUAUCGACGCCUGAUGGCCCGACGCUUCUCACACCACCUCGCGGAUCGUAUUAUACCCCAGAUCACUACGCAGUUUCUUCGCAUUUCUGUCUUUUGCCUUCCGCUGUAUCGAUAUCACCGAAAUCAUACGCUGUCCAAUUCUGUUCCUACAUCAACAAUCUUCAUCCAACACACCACGCAAACCUGUAUUCCUCGUUGUCGACUCUCCUUGCUCGCUUCAUACCCUUAUUCGAACACACCCUCACCGACUUGCAUCGAAACAAUCCUCUCACACAAAGAAUCUCUGGAUCAUGCAAAUACACCAUUUGGGAUGAGCCGGAACCGCCAGAACAUUCUGAUGACGAAGAAGGAUGGGCGACUUACGAGCGCGAGAUGCGGCAGUGGUCGCUUAACCGACCGCUUCAGUUGCCAGACGUGUCAUCUGCAGGGUACCGUGGAGGCCUGGAGAAUCGACGCCAUACGGUUAGCUUAGGCGGCCGAGAAGUUAAAAUAAUACCUUCCAUCAACGAAAUCUCUCUCGAUCCGGAAACUCCAUUUUAUGCAGGCUCCCCAUGGAAGGUUGAGGGUAUGAGAAAUGAGAGAAUCACUGCCUGUGCUAUCUACAUUGCGUCCAAGGAAAAUAUAACGCCUCCGUCCUUACAAUUCAGAAUGGCAAUUACAUACCCCGGAGGUUUUAUGCUCGGCGACUCCGGCGCAACACUUCGCACCUGGGGACUCCGUGACGUCGAUCCUUGUCACCAAUAUAUCGGCUCCAUUCCAAACCUCGAGGCCGGGUUCGGCGUAGUAUUCCCUAAUAUCUACCAACAUCAGCUCGCACCCUUUCGCCUUGCCGAUCCCACAAAGCCAGGUCAUUUGACUUGUGUCUCAUUCUGGCUCGUCGAUCCAGAUAUUUCGAGCAAUGGGUUACUGAGCUCGGAAAUUUGGCACCGUAAAGCUGUCCCUUCUACGGCAGAUGUACCGCCGCAACAGAAAGAAUGGGUUGCUGAGACUAUGGACGAGGUUAUAGAUAGGCGGGUUCCUAUGGAGGUUGUUGAACGCAUUCUGGACAGUACGGAGGGGCUAUUGGACGCUGUGGAGGCGAAUCGAGUGAGGCAGGAAGUUUUGGACGAGCGGGAGGAGUUCAGGAAACUGAACGACAUGAAUUAUUUCUGUGUACCAUUUGAUGUUUGGGGUACGUUCUAA